AAUAAAACACCACCAUCAGUGUGUUAACUACCGCACUCCACCUUAUCGCCCUCCACCACCCCCUUGCAUCCCACGCUAAAUUAAUACCAACAUGUCUGCCCCAGCGAAGAGUGCUGCCCUCAAGAUCAACUGGGCUGGGAUAACUAGUUCUCUCGGUCUUAAGGGACAAACAGCCGCGUCACUCCAAGCGUUCAAGAAACGGAACGAAGAUGCUCGCAGGAAGGUGGUUGUUCUCAGGGAGCAGCCGAUGAAGGUGGACUUCUCGUAUUAUCGAUCUAUUCUGGGGAACCAGGCCAUUAUCGACGAAGUUGAGAACGCUUGGAAGCGCUUCCAGCCGGUUACUUAUGAUGUUGAGAAACAAGUCAGGAUUAUUGAGGGGUUUGAAGCCGAGGCGGUGAGGAACGCGGAAGUCACAAAGGGGAGAGUCGACAACGAGUUGAAGGAGUUAGAGAAAACGCUGAGGAAUAUUGAGGAGACGAGACCGUUUGAAGAUUUAACCGUGGAUGACAUCGCGGCAGCCCAUCCAGAUAUCGAUGCUCGAACAGCCGAGAUGGUUUCAAAAGGUCGAUGGAUGCCGGCUGGAUACAAGGAGAAAUUUGGCGAACUUUCCGUUUUGUAAAAGUGGUUCCGAGUGAGGGAUUGGCUUGUAGUCUGACUGUGUAGGUUGUUGGAUAGUGUGAUCCUGCAGAGUGGAUAUCCUUUAAAACUGAAGCUUGGAAUU
This is a messenger RNA of Tuber melanosporum (Perigord truffle), 721 nucleotides long. RefSeq lists its product as uncharacterized. Gene Ontology annotation, biological process: proton motive force-driven ATP synthesis. The record is from RefSeq and is a predicted model, not a curated record. NCBI's taxonomy places the organism in Eukaryota, Fungi, Ascomycota, Pezizomycetes, Pezizales, Tuberaceae. Bases 92 to 619 code for a protein of 175 amino acids. Gene Ontology annotation, molecular function: proton transmembrane transporter activity. The transcript has 4 exons.